Erythranthe guttata (spotted monkey flower) is the source of this 2004-nucleotide messenger RNA. The record is from RefSeq and is a predicted model, not a curated record. NCBI's taxonomy places the organism in Eukaryota, Viridiplantae, Streptophyta, Magnoliopsida, Lamiales, Phrymaceae.
AUGAAGACAAUUUAUUUCUCUCACUUCCUCCAAGUUGAUAUUGUGUUCAAUAGUAAGGAAGAACUAAUCAAGUGGGCCAAAGCAACUGCAGAUAGUCAUUGUCACCGUUUGAUUUGUCAGUCUAGAAGGGAGAAUGCACAGUACUUGACGUGUGACAAAUACGGACAUGGCCGACAAACGAAUAUCGAUGUGGAAGAUCCUAGAAACACUGGAACAAAAAAAUGUGGUUGUCCGUUCAAAUUGAUUGGCAAAAAGUCAAGGUUUGAUGAAUUAUGGCGGUUGACUGUCAGCGAUGGCAGGCAUACUCAUCGUCCGGCUUUGUUUCCUCACGGACAAGGUACGACUAGUCGUAUAACUCCACAACAGAAAGCAAGAAUUAAAGAAUUGCGAAAUUCGCACGUGAAGCCAAUGCUAAUCAUGGAUAGAUUGAGGAAAGAUGAUCCGACGAUACAAACCUCUAUGAAGCAUGUUUACAAUGUGGUGGCCAAGAUUAAAUCUGAGGAAAUGGAGGGCAUGACUGUUAUUCAUUUUAUGAUGCAUAACUUUCAACAAGGCGAGUAUCGAUAUUGGCAUCGCGUCGAUAGUGAAACGAGCAACACGAUUACAUAUAUUAUGUUUGCAUGUCCCGAAUCUAUUAAGUUACUACGGCUGUUCCCGUAUGUUAUAUUGAUGGACUGCACAUACAAAACCAAUAAGUAUGCUAUGCCUCUUUUGGCAAUAAUUGGGAUAACUCCAGUUGGGAGGAAUUUUACAAUUGUUGUUGCAUUUAUGUCGCAUGAAGAUGCAGAUACCUAUGAGUGGACUUUGAAUUGUUUGAAAGAGUUGCUAGAUGGUGUCGAACCUAAUGCGAUCUUGACAGACAUGGAGUUGGGUCUUUUGAAAGCACUGCCAAAUGUCUUCCCAUUUUCGUAUCAUAUGUUGUGUAUAUUCCAUAUAAACAGAAAUGUUGAGGCAAAUGCGACGAAAUUUAUGAGAGGCAACAAUGACCAAGGUCUAAUAUUUCGACGUGGGCUGUGGGCUAAGCUGGAGAAGUUUGUUCGAGCCUAUACUCGCAAUGUGUAUCAUUUUGGCAACACGAGCACCAACACGGUGGUGAGUGCUCAUUCUUUUGCGAAGGGUUGGUUAAAUGCUUCGACCGGAGGUCUGGAUAACGUGCAAGGCAAACUUCGGGACCAAGUUUAUAUCCAAAUUAGUCAGCUGAAGUGCGAUUUUUCAUUAUCAUCCAAGAUAAGGAAGCAUACUGCAGCAUGGCCGUGUUUUCAGGGUUUGAUUUGUUAUGUUACGCAUCUGGCAUUAGAGAAAUUGGAUCAAGAGAUGGAGUCCCCGGCGAUGCAAGAUUCGAACUUGCAUCCAUUAUGGAGUACCAUGACAGUUGAGCCUUCGGAGUUACCUGAGUAUCAAGUAAAACGCAAGGAGAUUACCAAAGGACGACCAAAGAAUAACUCGACAAAGAGAGACCCUUCCGGAUGGCAGUAUCAUAUUGAUGAGGAGACAAUUAAGUUGUCUUGUGGUUCCAAGGGUCGCCAAACCUCAUCUGGUGCAAAGAUUCCUAAAGCAAAGGUUGAGAGAAGCACUGAUGGAAUACUUCAAUCGAAGAUGAAAGGUCGUGGUUCUCGUAUUCCCACACAAAAAUCUGCUGCCCCUACAAUACAUGCACAUGAAAGAAUCGACUUUUAUUCUUUCGUGCCCCGAUUUAUGGUUCGUCUUAUUCAAGAUUAUGUUAACGUGAUGGCGGAUGGCAACUGUGGGUACCGGUGCUUUACUCAAGCCGUGUACGGGGAUCAAGAAAGAUGGCCACAAGUGAGAGGGGAGUUGUUUAUUGAGUUAUACGAGCAUGCUAAUGUGUACACGGCGAUGUUUGACAGUACCGGAUACGUUGAGGUCAUAUGCAAGUGUGACUGGAACUCAGGGCCUUGUCCACAAGCUUAUUGGAUGGACAUGAAUGAAAUGGGAUUGGCCAUUGCUACCAGAUACAGUGCAUUAGUGGUCAAUUUGAGUGCCUGA